Molecule: messenger RNA, 797 nt
Organism: Thlaspi arvense
Lineage: Eukaryota; Viridiplantae; Streptophyta; Magnoliopsida; Brassicales; Brassicaceae
Source: the annotation of a GenBank genome assembly
AUUUAAACGAAAACAGAGUUUUCUUGCUAGCUAUGUCGUUGACAAACGGAUGUUUCGAGAUUUUUUCACCGGAGAGCACAAACUGGAUUUUCCAAGAAGUCAGAGAAGUCACGUGGACGGCUGAGGAAAACAAACGGUUCGAGAAAGCUCUCGUCUUUCUUGAAGACAAAGACAAUCCAGAGAGCUGGUCCAAAAUCGCCGCUUUUAUCCCCGGAAAAACCGUAGGUGACGUCCUUAAACGAUACAAGGAGCUGGAGGAUGACGUCAGCGACAUCGAGGCCGGACUUGUCCCCAUUCCGGGAUAUGGCAGCGACGCCUCCUCUGGAACCAACGGUGAUCACUUCUUUGGGCUUGAGAACUCCGGUUACGGUUACGAUUGCGUCAUCGGAGGGAAGAGGAGUUAUCUGGCGACAAUGGAUUGCUUUAGGCCUCCGAAUCCGAUGCCAGAAAAGGAACGGAAGAAAGGAGUUCCAUGGACCGAGGAAGAACACCGACGAUUUCUGAUGGGUUUGAAGAAAUAUGGAAAAGGAGAUUGGAGAAACAUAGCAAAAAACUUUGUGACGACUCGAACACCGACGCAAGUUGCUUCGCACGCUCAAAAAUAUUUCAUUCGACAACUCACUGAUUGUAAAGACAAACGGCGGUCAAGCAUUCACGAUAUUACAACGGUUAACAUCCCCAACGCAAAUGCAUCAACAAUCGCCACCGCAACACUCUCUCCUACUCCAACCAAUUCGUUUGAUGUUUUCCUUCCUCCAAAGUCUCAUCACAAUUUCGUGUUUACGUCUACAUGUAUC